GCGGGGGUGGGUGUGGGUACGUUCCGUAUUGCGCAUGCGUAAAGCAUUACCGGCGACGGCUGUACAAACGGUGGCCUAGCGAAUAAGGGGAUUACGGAGCCCAAUUUGACAGGCUGCACAAUGAGUCAGGGUAAGGACAAUGCACGACUCAAGAGCUACAAGAACAAGUCCCUCAACACAGAUGAAAUGCGAAGAAGGAGGGAAGAGGAAGGCCUCCAACUCCGCAAACAGAAGAAGGAUGAACAGCUUUUUAAGAGGAGGAAUGUUGCCACAGUUGAGGAUGACAGUGUCCUUGAGGAUGACGGAAUGGCCGACAGUGGUUACCUGGAGUCCCAGGCCAACAACAUGGACCCACUUAUGGGUGGGGUCAUCUCUGAAGAUAUGACUCAGAUGAUCUUCUCCAGUUCUCCUGAGCAGCAGCUAAUAGGUACCCAGCGCUUUCGGAAACUCCUUUCUAAAGAACCCAACCCUCCCAUUGAUGAAGUCAUUGCCACUCCAGGUGUGGUGGAGCGCUUUGUUGAAUUUCUUAAGAGAAGAGAAAACUGCACAUUGCAGUUUGAGGCUGCAUGGGUUUUGACCAACAUUGCAUCAGGUACAUCCCACCAGACACGAGUGGUUAUCCAAGCAGGAGCUGUUCCCAUUUUCAUAGAGAUGCUUAGUUCCGAUUUUGAAGACGUACAGGAACAGGCUGUGUGGGCUUUGGGAAACAUAGCAGGAGAUAGCACAGAAUGCAGAGACUUUGUCAUAGACUGCAACAUUCUGCCCUCACUGGUGCAGUUAUUGGCCAAACAGAAUCGUCUAACGAUGAUGAGAAAUGCAGUGUGGGCACUCUCAAACUUAUGCAGAGGAAAGAACCCACCUCCAGACUUCACUAAGGUCUCUCCUUGCCUCAGUGUACUGUCUUGGCUGCUGUUUGUCAAUGACACAGACAUCCUGGCUGAUGCAUGCUGGGCACUCUCCUACCUUUCUGAUGGCCCUAAUGACAAAAUUCAGGCUGUUAUUGACUCAGGAGUCUGUCGCAGACUGGUGGAGUUGCUGAUGCACUCAGAUUAUAAAGUGGUCUCUCCUGCACUGCGGGCAGUUGGGAACAUAGUCACUGGAGAUGACCUGCAGACACAGGUGAUCCUGAACUGUUCAGCACUGCAGUCCUUACUUCACCUCCUGAGCAGCCCUAAGGAAUCCAUCAAAAAGGAAGCCUGCUGGACUAUCUCUAACAUCACUGCAGGGAACCGAGCACAAAUACAGAUGGUGAUGGAAGCAGAUCUGCUUCCUCCUCUUAUCACUAUCUUGCAAGUGGCAGAGUUUCGCACAAGAAAAGAGGCAGCCUGGGCCAUUACCAACGCCACUUCGGGGGGCUCUGCAGAACAGAUUAGGCAUCUAGUGGAACUUGGCUGCAUAAAACCUCUGUGUGACCUGCUCACACUUAUGGACUCCAAAAUCGUGCAAGUGGCUCUUAAUGGUCUAGAAAACAUCCUACGACUGGGAGAACUGGAGGCAAAGAGAGGAGGAGGCAUUAACACAUACUGUGCACUCAUUGAGGAAGCCUAUGGUUUGGACAAGCUGGAGUUCCUUCAGGGCCAUGAGAACCAGGAAAUCUACCAGAAAGCCUUUGACUUGAUCGAGCGCUACUUCAACACUGAAGACGAGGACCCAUCGUUGGCUCCAGCUGUCGAUCUGCAGCAGCAGCAGUUUCUCUUCCAGCAGUGUGAGGCUCCCAUGGAAGGCUUUCAGCUAUAAUGCUAAAUCCUCCCUCUCCUGUGCUCCACCUUCAUCCUCACCUAAGCUAAUUUCUCUCACACUGAACCCACUGCCAUGUUGAAGGGUAAUGCUGACCCUAGGUUCAAUUUCUUCCUUCUCAUUGUCAGAGAGAUACUCAUAAUUUCUCAUAAUUAUGAAAAAUGUAAUUUUACAGGAGCACGUGUGCGUAUGUCCAAUGUGGGUCAAGUUCUCGCAGUCUUGUCAGCCAGUUUGUAAAGGUUUUAUUCAUCAUUCAUCUUGUGCAGACAUGAUCUCUGCACUCAAUCCUUGAACACUUCAAGCCCACCCACCUGCUCCAGCAUCUCCCAUAAGUUGAUCACUUUGACAACGUUUUCCCCUACAGACUGUGUGCUUUUUGGAUUUCGUCAGCUCAUCCCAUUUUAAAGGCCCACUCCCCUUUAUGUUUCCGUAGGAUUGGUUAACCCUUUUUUCUGAGUCAGUGGGAGUUUGUAGGACUGCACUGCUUGUCUGAUUGAAGCAUUAAUGACUCGCAAGACAGACAAACAUGGACAUGAUUUGAAUCCCCCUCCCACAUACGUUGAAGAAUGAUCUAACCUAAACACUGGACUGACAAUGAGACGCUGACCAUGUUUGACUUUGGUCGUUAGACUGAAUUGCCCACAGUGGGUCCAUGUGGCCAGUCCCAACCCAAGGACUCUACUGACCUCUACAAAAGGCACUUAAACGACUUCAAAUGGAGGUGAAUUCCCUCGCCUCUACUUUCCGGCCAUUGGAUAAGUGACCACGGAUGGACAAAAUAGGAACUUGACUGUGUUGCUGAGGGGCGGAGGUUGUCAGUGACAAAUCUGGCUGCUUGCAUACCCUCAUGGAUCUCAUAUCAUGCAUUCCUUUAUCCAGUAAUGGGACUUUUCAGCUGCUCCAUUCUGAAGAGUUUUUACUGCCUCCUGCCUCUGGUGUGAACCCCAUGGAACCAUGGGAAUUUGAGUCUUCCCUCGCACUGAGACAAUUGGACAGACUUGGACAAGACAGAACAGACUAUUUAACCCUGAAGUCUGUCAAGCAGCAGACCAGUGUUAAUUUUUAUUAUCCUACUAUAAUUUCAUUUCAUUUGCUGCACUUUAGUUCUGGACUGAUGCCUGCACAUUGAGAAUAUACCUAUUUACUAUUUAAUUGGUUGGUUAAAUAGGCUCUCUCCUCAUCAGUAGGUGAGGUUUAAAGAGGUGUGGUCUGUAUCUUUGGUCCCCUCUAGAAUGGUGAGGAUUACAAUGUAUUUCACCGUUUACCCUUCCAGCAAAAGGGACUUCAGCUUGUGAACUGAAACUGUUAGCACACUAAUUACAAUCAGUAGAUAAUGCUGCCUCAGCAAAGCUAGAAGAACUAACAAUCACACUCAGUGGAAAAUUGGCUGUUCAGCUGUGUGCAGACAAAAAACAUGGCAUUCCAACCCAUGUUCAGGUAGUUUUUGUUUGUUUUUUGAUCAUGCCAAAUCAUUACAGCUGAUUUGAUUUUUGGUUCUGGACAUUAGAAUUUUUUUUUAUUUGGGGUUAGCAUCAGCAAUGUUGCUGAUGGUGCCAUAAUCCUUAUUGUAUGAGAUUCUUCCAGAUAAUUUCAACAAAAAUCCAGAGAAAACUUGAGAAUACUGGUGAUUACCUUAGUUAGCAAAACUGAAUGUUUGUUUACCAAGUCCUGUUUGCUUACAUUGCUUACUUUUGUCAAAAUCUCUACAAGAGAUGACCAGCCCUACAUGUUCAUUACUGUUUGUUGUAUUGAGUUUGUGCAACUGUCCCCAGUUAUACCAUUUGCAUAAAAGCUGUUUCAUCAA
Molecule: messenger RNA, 3541 nt
Organism: Sphaeramia orbicularis (orbiculate cardinalfish)
Lineage: Eukaryota; Metazoa; Chordata; Actinopteri; Kurtiformes; Apogonidae
Gene: kpna1
Product: karyopherin alpha 1 (importin alpha 5)
Exons: 14
Coding region: 121-1737 (538 amino acids)
Biological process (GO): protein import into nucleus
Cellular component (GO): cytoplasm
Molecular function (GO): nuclear import signal receptor activity; protein binding
Source: RefSeq, a predicted model, not a curated record